CUCCCGAACACUGUCAGAGGUGCCGGUCGAACACAUUUGUUAUUACAAUUGUUAAAUUAAGUAAACAAUAUACUGGAUAAUAAUAAAAAUAAACAUUUUACUUUCUAAUUCCCAGAAAAUGUAGACUAAUCGAUACAUUUGACUUUAUUCUAGCGAACACGGAAAUAUUUUUUACACAAAGAUCGUCAUAUGUAAUUGGUGUAGUUUUUUUACAAAUUUUUAAAAUGUGGGUGCAGUGACAUUGUCUUUCUUUAUUAAAACAUGAAUACUGUAAACAACUGAAUAAUGAACUAGUAAUAUUGAUAACCUUAUGUGAAUAAGAUGUAGCUGUCAGUGUAUGUGAUGUUAAUUAUAUUACAGUGAUAAUUUCAUACAAUCAAACAUGAACGAGACUUUAGGAAGAGGUUACGCCCGAAUAGAGGCGAUUAGAGCCGCCCGUGGAGAGCCCCUAGCUAUGGUACCAGAACCCGGCGCUCCACCCCCCGACAAAUACAACUCUGUUUACCUCACUUUAUUUGUCGCUGGCGCUGCUUUCUUAUUACCCUUUAACAGUUUCAUAAUGGCUGUGGAUUACUUCAAGGAUCAGUACCCGGACUCUACUAUAAUGUUUGACAUGUCCACAGUGUACAUAACCUCGGCAUGCGUAGCUGUCGUCACCAAUAAUCUGUUAUUAGACCUUUUUACAUAUAACACGAGGAUAACUUUUGGUAUACUAGUGUCACUCGCAACAAUGCUAUUCGUAGCAGUGUGUAAUAUCGGAUGGGACGGAUUCUCGCCGCACGUUUCCUAUACCAUCAACCUGGUUGCGAUUGGUGUGGUUGCCUUCGGUUGUACGGUCCAGCAGGCCUCUUAUUAUGGAUUCACUGGUUGCCUACCACCACGCUACACUCAAGCUGUUAUGGCUGGGGAAAGCGCAGCCGGUUUCUGGGUUUCUCUCGACCGGGUUGUGACGAAGUAUGGUUUCCACACUCCUCGGCGGAGCACUUUUAUGUUUUUUGUUUUCUCCAUACUGAUUCUCCUGGGGCACUCAAUGCUGCAUCACGUGAUGAUGCGUCAUCCACUGGUCCAGCACUACUUGAGGCUUACAAACGAAUCCAGACACCGAAGGCGCAUUCAGCUUCAUUUGAACCCUAAUGAGGAUGCUACUUUGAUGGAAAGUGAAGCAGGUGAUACUAGUUAUGGCGUCUUGAAACUACAAAGCCCAGCACUAUCCACUGCUACAGGACAAGCAGAACCUGAGACAAGCGCAUUUAGUUUCGCCAAUCCAGUGUAUUCGCCCACCGCGACUGCGCCCGUUUCGCUGGCAUCGCCGCCCAGCGCCACCGAGCCCACAAUCUCGCCCUCUGCGGCACUUCAAACUCCAAGACCCUCAUACAAGGUUGAAGAUGUGGUCUUUGAGUCGCCUGAGAGGCCCACAUCCUGGAGGGCAUUUAAACGUGGAGUAAAAGCUAGGUGGGCGGUCGCCCGCGCCAUCUAUCCGUACAUGGUAUCAAUUGGACUAGUAUACUUCACGACGCUCAGCUUGUAUCCUGGCAUUGCGUCAGAGGUGCCGUCCUGUCGCCUCGGCACAUGGAUGCCGAUCAUUUUAAUGUCGGCUUUUAAUUUCUUCGAUUUCAUCGGAAAAAUAGCAGCAGCAUGGCCUUACGAAUGGAGUCGGAGUCAGCUCCUGAUGGCGAGCGGCGUGAGGCUGUUGCUAGUACCCCUCAUGUUACUCUGCGCUGCACCCAGACACUCACCGCAUAUCGUUGGAGAUGUCUACCCAAUAAUGUUCUCUGUUGUUUUGGGCUUUAGCAAUGGUGUCUUUGGAUCAGUACCAAUGAUACUAGCGCCAUCACGUGUUGGACGGGAACAUCGAGAAAUUGCUGGUAAUAUGAUGACAUUGUCAUACAACGGUGGAUUACUCUCUGGUUCUUUAGUAUCGUAUUUGUUGCUAAGCAUGCUCGGCCCUCGAGCCGGCGACCCUUGCCGCUUACUUUAUCCGACCCCACACCUACCAACGGUACCACCAGCUACUACUACAGCUGGUAACGUCACCUAUUUAACUACCGCCUUACACUGAAUCAUUGAUAGGCUAAAUUAUACCAUAAAAUAGGUUUAAUUAUAAAAUGGGCAUCAGAUAUAACAUAUAUAUGUAAUUUAUAUGAAAAUGGUUGCUUUUGACUGAGAUAAAAUCGGAGAGAUCUGGUAUCCCACUUUAAUUAAAUAAGUAUAUUUACCUACUCCACAAUUGCAUAAGAAUUAGAGGCUGCAUUCAAUAUCCAGUAUAUUGAUCCUAGCCGCCAAAAGGCAUUUCUCUACUGUAGAUUUCAUAAUAAAAAACAAAAGCACAAAAUUAUAUAAAUAGUUACUUUUAAAAUAACAUAAGAACUUAUUUAAAUUCAAUCAAAAAUUUUUGAAAUAACUUAAUUGUUCACCUUUUUUGUUCUGUAAAAUUACUAAUUUCUUUUACAAUAACAGUCCAAAUAGCACGAGUUUUUUUUCAUGGAACAAUUAAUAAAUUUUUCCUAAAUUUUAAAAAGAAAAAACACUGAAAAAUGGCAAAAUACGACGGUACCAUGAGCCCUAAUUUCAAGAUAGUUCAUGAUGCUACUUCCUGUAUAUAUACAUAUUAUAUAUACCUCAUAUGUAUUUAUGGGGAAAAGGGAUUGUUAGUAAUGGCCUCCCCAUUAAUAACAAUCCCUUAGUCUCCUUAGUCCCCAUUAUUAUCAAUAUAUCCCAUCAGGUCGACCUUCACGCGAUUCCCCCUGGAAACAAUCGUGACUAAUUUAUCUAAUUUAUUUUGAAUUCGUCACGAUGAGCUGACUGACCUGCCUUUUCAUCCACACCUGUCACCUCUCACUGAUACCCCGCCAGUGUAUCUAUCUAUGUUAUAUCUGACGCUUAUUAUAUUGUUUGUAUAUGUACUAAAUAAAAAAUAUUCUUAAAUACCCACCAUAGUAUAGUUUCAACAUAUAUAUAUAUAUAUAUAUAUAUAUAUAUAUAUAUA
Galleria mellonella (greater wax moth) is the source of this 2986-nucleotide messenger RNA. RefSeq names its product equilibrative nucleoside transporter 4 (gene Ent3). NCBI's taxonomy places the organism in Eukaryota, Metazoa, Arthropoda, Insecta, Lepidoptera, Pyralidae. Gene Ontology annotation, cellular component: plasma membrane. Gene Ontology annotation, molecular function: monoamine transmembrane transporter activity; nucleoside transmembrane transporter activity. The record is from RefSeq and is a predicted model, not a curated record. The transcript has 10 exons. Gene Ontology annotation, biological process: nucleoside transmembrane transport. Bases 383 to 2059 code for a protein of 558 amino acids.